UUUUAUUAAAGUGGCACGUGUAUAUCAUAUAACGAAGGUUCUAGUGAUAGUAAUUUGCUCUCCAAAGCUGAGUAUCCAAACUCCUCCUUCUACCCUGAACCCCUCCUCCACCUCCACCAUCAACCAUCUCAAAACCCUUCCUGACGUUCCAGAUGAAACGACACCGUUUUCUUCCCAAAUCGCUCAUUCACAGCACGCUCUUCACAAGCUGAUGACAUUUUCUUCCAUCUUCACCACUUUUCGAAUUUCGAAUACUGCCCUCGUUACCCAUUACCACACUCUUAAACCCAACAAACUCGAAGCAUGGUUCGUCAAAAUCGUUUCAACGCUCUUUCUUCGAUUCACAGACUCAUCUGACGCUACAUUUUCGCGUUAUGUUAGUAACCACUUAACCCCUUCACUUACAUUACAAAUUAUCAAAAGACUAAACAAUCCUCAAUUAGGUUUCAGCUUUUUCCAGUUCACUAAACAAAGCUUGAACCUUUCUUAUUCAUUUUGGACUUACAAUUUUCUUUUAAGGUCCCUUUGUCAACAACAUCAACAUGAUUCAGCAAAACUUGUUUAUCAUUCUAUGAGGGCUGAUGGGUUGUUGCCUGAUAGUAGGUUGUUGGGAUUUUUGGUUUCUUCUUUUGCAUUUGUUGAUAGGUUUGAUGUUUCCAAGGAGUUUCUUCGGGAAUCUUUGUGUAAUAAGGUUGAUGUAAAUGUUGUUGUUUAUAAUAACUUUCUUAACAUUUUGGUUAAAUGUAAUAGGUUAGAUGAUGCUGUUAGUUUGUUUAGGGAGCUUGUUAGAUUCAAUUUCGAUAUUGAUAUAUUCACAUUCAAUAUCUUGAUUCGAGGUUUUUGCGUUGUUGGAGAAAUCGAUGAGGCUUUUAGGUUUUUGAAUGAUAUGAGAAGUUUUGGUUGUUAUCCUGAUGUUGUUAGUUAUAAUACUCUUAUACAUGGUUUAUGUAGAAUAAAUGAGGUAGAUAGAGCAAGAGAUUUAGUGAGAGAGAUUAGUUUAAGAACUGAGUUUUCUCCUAAUGUUUUGAGUUAUACGAUUGUGAUAUCGGGUUAUUGCAAAUUGAGUAAGAUGAAGGAGGCUUCUUCUAUUUUCAAUGAAAUGGUUACGUCUGGAGCUAAGCCUAGUGCGGCUACUUUUAAUGCACUUAUCUAUGGAUUUGUUAAGGCAGGUGACAUGGCAUCUGCACUAGGAAUGCAUAAGAGGAUGCUUUUUCAUGGUUGUUCUCCUGAUGUUGUUACUUUCACUUUGUUAAUUGAUGGAUAUUGCCGAGUUGGGCAGUUGGACUAUGGUUUGGACCUUUGGAAUGAAAUGAAAGCGAGAAAUGUUUCUGCAAAUUUGUAUACUUUCUCUAUUCUUAUUAGUGCUGUGUGCAGGAGCAACAGACUACAAGAAGCUCGUGAGCUUUUGAGACUGUUGAAUCAGAGUGACAUUGUUGCACAACCAUUUAUCUACAAUCCUGUCAUAGAUGGAUAUUGCAAAUCCGGUAAUGUUGAUGAAGCUAAUGCAAUUGUCAUAGAUAUGGAGAAGAAAUGCAAACCGGAUAAACUGACAUUUACUAUUCUUAUUAUUGGUCAUUGUAUGAAAGGAAGAGCACCCGAAGCAAUUGGUAUCUUUUACAAGAUGUUGGGGACCGGUUGUUCGCCAGAUGAAGUUACUAUUAGAACUUUAAGUUCAUGUCUUUUGAAGUCUGGAAUGCCUAGUGAAGCUGCCCGCAUUAAGGAAGCUGUAUUUAAGAGUCAAAACACAAAUUCAUAUAUGCAGCAGUCUCUUUAUUAAAGUGCUACUGAAAAUCAGUGGUUAGGCAUUGCCUUCCACUGUUUUCUCUUGAGAAAAUACACUCAUCAAGCAGCAUGUCAAUAUUUUCUCUAGAUUAUCAACAAGGGAGUCAGAAUUGGCAAUUUCCCCAUGAUUAUGCUGAUGUUGUUGGAGAUUGUUAAUUUAUUUCUCUCUAUUCAUCAUUUUUUACUAUGCAGUUUUAUUUGACAGUCUUGUUCAAUUGUAGUCAUAUUACCUAAAGAGUACAACGAGUUCUUCCUGAAAGAAAUAAAAAUCUUAAGCUUGGAGUUUGAGGUAGUAGUCCGCCUCAUCUCCUAUGUGAGGCCAUUUGGCUUUUCAACGGCUUCAAUUUGGUUCUCCCGUGUAAAAACUCAAUGUCCCCGAAGGGCUAGGAAGUUAUGGGCG
Lathyrus oleraceus (garden pea) is the source of this 2182-nucleotide messenger RNA. RefSeq names its product pentatricopeptide repeat-containing protein At2g06000. The record is from RefSeq and is a predicted model, not a curated record. The transcript has 2 exons. NCBI's taxonomy places the organism in Eukaryota, Viridiplantae, Streptophyta, Magnoliopsida, Fabales, Fabaceae. Gene Ontology annotation, molecular function: protein binding. The coding region runs from base 212 to 1777 and encodes 521 amino acids.